This is a messenger RNA of Colletotrichum navitas, 610 nucleotides long. RefSeq lists its product as uncharacterized. The coding region runs from base 119 to 556 and encodes 145 amino acids. The record is from RefSeq and is a predicted model, not a curated record. The transcript has 4 exons. Lineage: Eukaryota; Fungi; Ascomycota; Sordariomycetes; Glomerellales; Glomerellaceae.
UCAGUCCAAUACCUUGUAGCGCCACCUUGCCUCACAACAAGCACACCUCGUAUCGCAAAGGCUGAAAGAAGUCAUACUCAACUUGCUUGUGCAGUAUACGUAAGACAAAGUCAGCACUAUGGCCACAGCUGAAACUGUAGACCUGGGCGAAGUACAUGAGCCCAAGGAGGAAUCCAUCAAGGUUUUCAGAGAGAUUGAGCAUGAUCUAAAGAAGGAAUUGCUUCACAUCCGACGGGAAUACCAGAAGCACGAGCCCGAGUAUUUUCAGGCCGUAGCACACCUCGAUGAUCACAAGCUAGCUGCAUUUGGCCCGGACGAUUUAGUUGCUGUAAGAGUAGCUGUCUCAGCCUACGGAAUCCACCUUUUCGGCAAAAUUCGCAUCCCAGCCUUGCCUGAUUCUGGGCCCGCCUAUAUUCACUUUCGGGCCUUUGUACCGGGAGGCGAACCACCAAAGCUCCAUAGCAUUCACACAGAGGAGAAAGAACACUCUGACGGUGACAAAACAUAUCGGGCCAUAUUCACCAAUGGUGAUGCGUUGGAAUGGUUUGAUACAUAGGGACAAGGUGCUAGUAGUAGGGCACCAAGGACGUUUUUUGUUUGAUCUUGCCGA